AUGGCACGUUCGCAGGGCCUGCACGGCGACGAAAUCGACUUCGAGAACACGUGGGCCACCAUCGAGGCGGCCUUUAGAGAAAUCCACACGAAGAAUGCGUCCAAGCUAUCGUACGAGGAACUAUACCGCCAUGCCUACCGCAUCGUCUUGAAAAAGAAAGGCGAGGCGCUGUACGAGAAAGUCCACGAAUUCGAGCGAAACUGGUUGAGCACUGAGGUCCGAGCCUCCAUCUCGCAGUUACUCUCACCGAAUCUCCUCGUAAACGCGCAGAGUGUUGGGGGAACUACACCGAAUGAGCGACGUGUAGCAGGCGAGAAGUUUCUCAAAGGCUUGAAACAGGCAUGGAGCGACCACCAAAUCUGCACGAGCAUGCUAGCAGAUGUGCUCAUGUACAUGGAUCGUGUCUAUUGUGCAGACCACAGGCGACCAUCCAUCUACAACGCCGCCAUGGUCCUGUUCCGCGACGAAAUCCUCAACUCCAAAAUCUCCCCAACCGACGCUCGAGCGAUCAUUAGCCUGCUGAAUCACAUUAUCCUCGACCAGAUACAGAUGGAACGCGAUGGCGACGUCAUUGACAAGCAGCUUAUCAAGUCCUGCGUGUGGAUGCUGGAGGGCCUACAUGAGGGCGAGGUGGAGGCAGAAGAGCAGCGACUUUACAACACGUCUUUCGAGAAAGAGUAUCUUGAAACCAGUAGGAUCUUUUACCAUGGAGAAUCGGAACUCCUACUUCGCGAGUCGCACGCUGGCGCAUAUUGCAAACACGCGCGACGUAGGAUCUAUGAAGAGGACGAGCGCUGCAAGCAGACACUUUUGGAGGGUACCGGGCCCAAGAUUCAGAAGGUCGUGGAGGACGAGCUGAUCAAGAACCGGAUACACGAGCUCGUAGAGAUGGAGAGCGGUGUACGCUUCAUGAUCGACAAUCAUAGGUUAGAAGAGCUGAACCUGAUCUACGACUUGAACGCGCGGGUAGACGAAAAGAAGAUUGAAACUACCCGAGCCAUUCAACGGCGAAUCGUCGAAAUGGGUUCAGACAUCAACAAGGAUGCAAUCGCGGCAUCGCAAGCGCCCGCCGUUGUACCUGUUGCCGACUCCGCCGAUAAGGGUAAGGGCGCUGCGCAAGACAAGAGUCUGAACCAGCAGACUGUCGCUGCGAUCAAAUGGGUCGAGGAUGUCCUUGCCUUGAAAGACCGUUUUGACAAGAUUUGGCGGGAGUCAUUCGAGUGCGACCCACUGCUGCAACAGGCGCAGACAGCGAGUUUCUCCGAGUUCAUCAACUCGGUGACGUUUCCACGAUCAUCCGAAUACAUCUCUCUCUUCAUCGACGAAAACAUGAAGAAGGGUAUCAAAGGCAAGACUGAGUCUGAGAUCGAUGCUGUUCUAGAGAAAGCUAUUAUCCUACUACGAUACGUACAGGACAAGGACCUUUUCGAGCGCUACUACAAGAAGCACUUGUGCCGACGUCUGUUGAUGAAUAAGUCUAUCAGCAACGAAGUCGAGAAGCAGAUGAUCUCGAAGAUGAAGAUCGAACUCGGCAACAACUUUACGCUGAAGCUGGAGGCCAUGUUCAAGGACAUGACUAUUUCUGAAGAGCUUACCGCCGGCUUCAAGAAGCAUGUAGAAGGUCUCGGAGAGAAGGACCCGAAGCGCAUCGAGCUAUCCAUCAAUGUCCUGACCAGCAUGACAUGGCCUCUUGAGACUAUGGGUGGCGCAGCCGCAGACGAAGAGGAUAAACGACCGCGAUGCAACUACCCUCUUGUCGUAGACAAACUCAAACGCGGCUUUGAGAAGUUCUACAGCCAGAAGCACUCCGGACGACAGCUUACUUGGCUCCCCAAUAUGGGAUCGGCGGACAUCAAGGCUGUCUUCCCCAAGGUCGCCCAAAAGGAUGGAUCUUUCAAGGAACGUCGGCACGACCUGAAUGUAUCGACAUAUGGCAUGAUCGUCCUUCUCCUGUUCAACGAGCUUGGUACGGAUGAACGCCUGACUUUUGAGGAGAUCCAAGCUCGGACCAAUAUUCCUCCUAGUGAUCUCAUCCGAAACCUGCAGUCGCUUGCCGUAGCGCCCAAGACGCGCAUCUUGAUCAAGGAGCCCAUGUCCAAGGAUGUGAAACCUACCGACCGAUUCUCCUUCAACGAAGGUUUCCAGGGCAAAUUCGUCAAGAUCAAGGUUGGUGUCGUCAGCGGCGGCAACAAGGUCGAGAGCGAUCGUGAGCGACGCGAAACCGAGAAGAAGAAUGACGACUCGCGAGGGUUCUGUAUCGAGGCUGCAGUUGUGCGAAUUAUGAAGCAACGUAAGGAGCUUUCGCAUCAACAGCUCAUGUCGGAGACCCUCAGUCAGCUGGUCGGUCAGUUCAAGCCUGAGGUUAACAUGGUCAAGAAGCGCAUUGAGUCGCUUAUUGAGCGCGAAUACCUAGAGCGUGUAGAAGGAGCGCAGAUUGAUUCAUAUAGAUAUCUCGCUUAG
Molecule: messenger RNA, 2460 nt
Organism: Alternaria atra
Lineage: Eukaryota; Fungi; Ascomycota; Dothideomycetes; Pleosporales; Pleosporaceae
Exons: 3
Coding region: 1-2460 (819 amino acids)
Biological process (GO): protein ubiquitination; ubiquitin-dependent protein catabolic process
Cellular component (GO): Cul3-RING ubiquitin ligase complex
Molecular function (GO): ubiquitin protein ligase binding
Source: RefSeq, a predicted model, not a curated record